Messenger RNA from Acanthaster planci (crown-of-thorns starfish), 1894 nucleotides. It is a transcript of the gene poldip2, whose product is annotated as DNA polymerase delta interacting protein 2. Gene Ontology annotation, biological process: error-free translesion synthesis. Gene Ontology annotation, cellular component: mitochondrial nucleoid; nucleus. Lineage: Eukaryota; Metazoa; Echinodermata; Asteroidea; Valvatida; Acanthasteridae. Gene Ontology annotation, molecular function: DNA binding. The record is from RefSeq and is a predicted model, not a curated record.
AACGGGGCUCCGAGGCGUAGGGACGGGGCUAGGGCGGUCGGCGUCGGCUAGCCAGCCCCGGGUUUAAGCACAAACCUAGCCAAAGCCUUUCUUAUCCCAUGGCCCCGUUUCGUAAAACGCCUGUUGCGUGUAUACAUCAACAGAGGGCGCUACAAGUAGAAAAAUGGCGACUUGCGUAGUAAGAGUUUUGUGGCGAACAUCUCGCAGAAAUUGUGCCUUUUUAACGGUGGCUACCCAAAAUGAUUUCACAAACAAAAGAAAUUUAGCGACAAAGAAAUUGCUGACAGUGGGUAAACUUGAAUCCCCAAAGCAACAAGGCAAAUAUGUCACAGGACAGCUGUUUUUGCACAGGAUAUUUGGUUACCGGGGUAUCCUCUUGUUCCCCUGGCUGGCGAGGUUGUACGACCGAGAUGUAGCAAGUAACAAGCACGGAAGCCUGCCCACAACAGCAGAGAGCGGAGAACACAUACACACAGACAAUAAAGAAGUGAAAGGCAAGACGCACGUGUACUACCAAGUCCUGAUUGACAGUAGGGACUGCCCAUUCAUUCGGGCGCAGACGGAAGCCGUCACGUUUCUAGGCAACCAGGACAAUAACAGGUCCCUCUACGCCAUCCCAGGUCUUGACUAUGUCGCUCAUGAGGAUAUCCUGCCUUAUUCAACGACAGAGAAAAACCCCAUCCAGCACGAGCUGUUUGAUAAGUUCCUUGAGCGUAGCCCAGGACAAGACACCUUUGUGCCCAAGGACACACUAAAGGCCUGGCAGGAGAAGAACCAUCCCUGGCUGGAGCUCUCCGACGUACAUAGGGAGACCACAGAAAACGUCCGAGUCACUGUCAUCCCGUUCUACAUGGGCGCAAGGGUCUCACAGGACUCCAGCGUGUAUUGGUGGAGGUACUGCAUACGUCUUGAGAACCUCGGAGAGGAGACGGUCCAGCUGAGGGAACGCCACUGGAGAAUCUUCAGCCUGUCAGGCACGCUGGAGACCGUGCGGGGGAGAGGAGUAGUGGGACAGGAGCCUAUUUUGUCCAAGGAGCAGCCAGCCUUCCAAUACAGCAGUCAUGUAUCCCUCCAAGCGCCUAGUGGUCACAUGUGGGGAACUUUCAGAAUAGAGAAGAGUAACGGCCAAACAUUUGACUGUCGGAUUCCUCCCUUUACCCUGGAGAGCAAGCAAGAGGACCACUCCAGCCCCCAUGGAUUUUUUGGAUAAACUCCUGCAAACCUUUUUUUUUAACAGUCAUUUUGAAAAUCUGCCAACUCUACAGCUUAUAACGGGCAGUCAUACUUUUAAACCACUCUGGGGCGCUGUCGAGUCGCAGUCCGAGGGCACAGGCAGAAGCUAAUGCACUUCUGUCGACGUAAAUUUACAUCUUCAGUACUCUCCAAUUUCAUCAGUUCCCGAUCAUUUGAAGAUGUAACACGAUAUCGUAACGAUAACCCAGUGAAGCACAGUUCACCUCUGUGUGUGUGUAUGCACCUUAAAAUUUCAUGGAAGGCGUCCUCAGUGAGUCAGGAAUGCAGACAGUAGAUUGCGAGGCCAAACUAGGCCUUGAGGAUGAAAUCAGAAGGAAGUGACACAGCAAUCAAGAACUUGCUGUGUAGAGCCAUUUCUGUGAAGGCAAGUACUUGAAUAAGAAUUUUUCAAAAUGAACAAAGUAUGUGGAAAAAUUUUGAAAAAGUGUACAUACACAUGUAUAUGCAAUAUUUUUCUUCAAGAUUCCAAGAACAUUUCCAUGACAACCACAUGUAUAGGUACUCAAGACUAUGUUUGAGUUAAACUAUUUUGGGAGUAGGCAUUGGGGUGUAUUGACAGGAACUUUUGUCUGCUUUCUUGGUUUUCACGAAUGUCUCUUCACGACCAAAUACCAUCAUGUAAAAUUUUUUAUUUUUUUUU